Molecule: messenger RNA, 435 nt
Organism: Manis pentadactyla (Chinese pangolin)
Lineage: Eukaryota; Metazoa; Chordata; Mammalia; Pholidota; Manidae
Gene: RPS26
Product: ribosomal protein S26
Exons: 4
Coding region: 16-369 (117 amino acids)
Biological process (GO): translation
Cellular component (GO): cytosolic small ribosomal subunit; ribosome
Molecular function (GO): mRNA binding; structural constituent of ribosome
Source: RefSeq, a predicted model, not a curated record
UUGGGAGCUUGGGCAAUGGUGGAGACCAAGAAAAGAAGGAACAAUGGUCGUGCUAAAAAGGGCCGUGGCCACGUGCAGCCUAUCCGCUGCACUAACUGCGCCCGAUGUGUACCCAAGGAUAAGGCCAUUAAGAAGUUUGUCAUUCGAAACAUAGUAGAGGCCGCCGCCGUAAGGGACAUUUCCGAAGCCAGUGUCUUCGACGCUUACGUGCUCCCUAAGCUGUAUGUAAAACUGCAUUACUGUGUGAGCUGUGCCAUUCACAGCAAGGUAGUCAGGAAUCGAUCUCGUGAGGCAAGGAAGGACCGAACGCCCCCACCCCGAUUUAGGCCUGCGGGUGCUGCCCCACGACCUCCACCAAAGCCCAUGUAAGGAGCAAAGUCCUUACAGACUGAAGAAAAAUUGUUCUCUGGAAAAAAGUAAAAAUAAAAUGGAAAU